AUGAAUCAAUGCAAGAUAAAUUAUGACAUUGAUCAAGUAAAAAUGACGGACGUGGAAGACGAAAAUAUUCUGACAUCUAUAUUCAAGGAAUCCUUCCCAGAUUCCUGGACAGAAAGUCCUGAUUUCAUCCAUUAUUUAUCAGAACUAAGUUCUUAUGGAGUCAGCAAGUUAUCCAUGGAACCUGACAGACUGUCAGAUGAAAAGUCACAGAUUCUACAAGAAACUCAGAACUUAGCUUUUACACAUUACAAGACAUUUAUUCAAACUGCCGAAUGUUCGAGAGAAAUAUUUGAGGAUUUCCAGAUCAUAGAGAAACAUGUGGACAAUUUACUACAGAACUUACCAAGCUUGUCAGAGGAAUGUGAAGUGGUUACUAAACAAGCACAGGAAAUUAAUUCAAGUCGUAGGAUGAAUAAUUUGACGCUACAGAGACACACCCAGUUAUUAGAGGUACUGGAAAUCCCUCAACUUAUGGAUACUUGUGUCAGGAAUGGCUACUUUGAAGAGGCUCUGGAACUUGCAGCUCACGUCAAGAGACUGGAAAAGAAACAUUCCUCAAUAUCUGUGAUAAAUAAUAUAGUGAAUGAAGUAAAGAACUCUACACAACUGAUGUUGAACCACCUGAUACAGCAGUUAAGGACCAAUGUACAACUACCAGCUUGUCUACGUGUUAUAGGAUAUCUUAGACGUAUGGAUGUAUUUACAGAGGCAGAACUCAGGAUCAAAUUCUUACAGGCAAGAGAUUCAUGGUUCCAGGGAAUUCUUGGUGCACUACCUAAAGAUGAUCCCUAUACACAUAUCACAAAGACAAUAGAAGCUAGUAGAGUACACCUUUUUGAUAUAAUAACACAGUACAGAGCUAUAUUCUCCGAUGAGGAUCCGUUACUAAGUACAGCUAAAGAGGAAUCUAUCAAUGAAGCUGCUUUGUUUCAUGGAUGGGUUGUCCAGAAGGUUUCUCAGUUUUUAUCAACAUUAGAAUCAGAUUUACAGAGAGGAGUAGGUGGACGUUUAGAUUCUAUCCUUGGGCAGUGUAUGUACUUUGGACUGUCUUUCAGUAGAGUUGGUGCUGACUUCAGAGGACUAUUGGCACCUAUCUUCCAGAGGGCAGCACUAAAUACAUUUACAUUGGCCUUGACUGAGGCAAUUAAAAAAUUUGAGGAAAAUAUGCAGUCUUAUAAUCUUUUGAAUGUGACUUCAACCAGUGGUAGUUCUUAUGUUUCAGCCAGUCAGGCAGGACAAAUGUACCCUCCUAAUGUACUGUUGGACUUCUAUCCCCUGGCUGCCUACUGUAACCAUAUACUGACAGCAUUUAAUGAGUUACGACUCUGUGCUCCUAUAUCCAUGGCUUGUGAAGUAUCUCAGGCUUUAGAAUCAUCACUACAGCAAAUCAACAGAAUUAUACUGGCAUUCCACAGAGCUGAAGAAACCACAUUUGACAAAAAAGAGAAGGAUAAUUUUGAUAAUUUUUGUACAGUUUAUAUAACAGACUUGGUACCAUACAUAAAUAAAUGUCUACAGACACUGUUUCCUCCACAACACUUGGCACAGAUACUGGGAGUGUCUAUCUUAGAAUUUAAUAAAAUGGGAAAUUUGGGUAUUGUUGAUAUAACAAAAGUUUUGACUCCAAUAGAGCACCUUAUACCAAAACUAGAACCAAUAGAUAACAGUCUAGAUGUUCAACAAACUGACAGUGUACCAGUUGAUACAAAAAACACAACAAACAUCACACAUACUGAUCAAUCAGAUAAUGUUACAUCAACUAACAUAGAUAUCCAAUCAAAACCUUUGUUACAUAGUGAAACUCCUGACAAAGUGACCUUCACAACAGGAGGUGAAUCAACAGAUGAGGAACUAGAAGAUACAGUAAAUCCUUCAACAGAUACACCUACAGAUGAAUCAUCAGAAAACACAGAUAGUAAAAUAUCUGAUAAUUUGGAUGUUAAACUUGAUUUGAAAAAAGACUAAACAUCCUGGUAUUUCUUUUUAUGAGUUUUAUGUCUUAAGGAUUUCUAUGAGGGGAAAAAAACGCCUUUUCAAUUGUCAUGCAAAACACAACAAAAUCAAUUGAAAACUGUGGGGGGGAGGGUGGUUAAAUAUUAACCAUAUACAAAAAAAAUGUUUGUAUUCUGCUGCCUUUGAGGCUGCAUCUUUUGAUUCAAACACUAAAUAUUUUUUGCAUUAUUCAGAUUAGCACAGUUAUGGCCAAUAUCUGAUCUUUCAUUUUGUAAAAAAUACAUAUUGGCUGACUCUUAACUUUUAUCUUUCUGAAAGUAGAAAACACACACCAACACUUAUUGUUUGGCCUUGCAGAAUUGACAUAUCAGAUUGUAUUAGAAAAGACUAUUGACUGUGUUGUUAGUUUCAGAAGUAACGUUUUUCCCAUGGUUUGAGUUACGUAUUGAGUAAAUCCUUUAAUGGGUUUAUUUAUAGGAAGUGGGUGAAAACAUUUUCCUGUCUCAUAAUAAGCUUUUCUUUUUAUGGAAAUAUAUUUAUUUAAACAAAGGAAAUAAUAAGAAGCCACUUUUAUUCAAUUUAGUUAUAUUGCUGUAUGUAUUGAUAUAUUUAUUUAAGUUUAACAGAAUAAAAUGCACAUAAUAUU
Molecule: messenger RNA, 2599 nt
Organism: Mytilus californianus (California mussel)
Lineage: Eukaryota; Metazoa; Mollusca; Bivalvia; Mytilida; Mytilidae
Product: conserved oligomeric Golgi complex subunit 8-like
Exons: 14
Coding region: 1-1965 (654 amino acids)
Biological process (GO): intra-Golgi vesicle-mediated transport
Cellular component (GO): COG complex
Source: RefSeq, a predicted model, not a curated record